Molecule: messenger RNA, 1414 nt
Organism: Brassica oleracea var. oleracea
Lineage: Eukaryota; Viridiplantae; Streptophyta; Magnoliopsida; Brassicales; Brassicaceae
Product: calcium uniporter protein 1, mitochondrial-like
Exons: 2
Coding region: 23-1135 (370 amino acids)
Biological process (GO): calcium import into the mitochondrion; mitochondrial calcium ion homeostasis
Cellular component (GO): uniplex complex; mitochondrial inner membrane
Molecular function (GO): calcium channel activity; uniporter activity
Source: RefSeq, a predicted model, not a curated record
UUGCUCCAGCUAUUAUUUUUCAAUGUAUAUUGAAUUCACUCUUUCUCUUUGGUUUUUCUUUGUGGAUUUCGUUUUUGAUUAUUUUGUUUUGAUUUUGGCAAUGGCUAUGGGGAAGCUUUUGUCGCAGCGUUUGUUCAACAUCUCUAAGAUGUCGUCGCAAGGUCUCAUGAACUGUCGAAUCUCGUCGUCUUCGUUAGCCGUGCGGACCAGGGUUCCCAACGAUCCAGGAGAAGCCACGGUUGAUCCGAAGCCUGGAGAUGUGUCGGUGUCACGGAGGUUUUUGCAGAACAUCACCGUGAACUGGAUGGAUACGACUCUGAAGAAGCCUGUUGGGGAGAGUUUGAUUGAUAAGCUUCGAGAGAUGGAUGUGAACAAGGGCCGGAUUCGAUUAGACGGACUUUCACCUCCGACGAAACCUGCAGCUGCGGAGGAGACGGUGGCUUUGGGGCUUACCGUGCAAGACGCCAAGAAGUUGCUUAGAGCUGCGCAGAUUGAAGUCGUGAAAACGAAGCUGAUGGAGACAGGGCAAAGCUGGAUCCCUUACUCUGAUUUCGUCAGCGUCUGCAAUGAUUCUUGUUCGGAUCCUGCUCAUGGAAGUUGGAUAGGGAAGAUGCUUGAUGAUUCAGGAAACGUCAUCGUUCUGGGAGAUUAUGUUUGCUUGAGACCUGAUCAGGUAACCAAAUCCAUUGAGGGCCUGCUUCCCUUACCACAGAUCCGUAACCCAAACGGCCCAAGAAGAAAGGAGCUAAAAGAGCUUGAAGCCAUAAAGAAGGUCAUUGACCAGAAAUCACAUUCCUUGGUGAGGAGAGAGCUUCAGGCUGGUCUUGGUUACAUGAUCCUCCAGACCGCAUUGUUCAUGAGGCUACCCUUCUGGGAACUCACAUGGGACGUUAUGGAGCCAAUCUGUCUCUAUGUCACAGCUAUAUACUUCAUGGCCGGUUACUCUUUUUUCCUCAGGACCUCAAAAGAGCCUUCCUUUGAAGGGUUUUACCAAAGCAGGUUUGGGGAUAAACAGAGGAAACUGAUGGAGGCUCAAGAUUUUGAUGCUGGGAGGUAUGAUGAGCUGAAGAAGCUGUUUAAUCCAAAGCCUUCUUCAGCUUGUGUUUCCAAGAUUCUUGGAACUAGACAGAAUUAAUCUUUGAUGAAGGGCAUAUUGUUACAUACCGUGAUGUCUCAUUGUCCUAACCCGAGAAAGAUAUUCUAUUAACAACCCAAAAACUGUGAAAGAAAAGAAAGAAAACAAAGUAUUCGGAUAGGUGCGGCUUAUGUUAACAUUUGGAAGAGUAGAUAAAAUAUCUAAUAUGAUGUAUACGUAAUAAAAAUAUCGUAACUAUUAUCAUAGUUUUUUUUCUAACAAAAUAUCCAUGCAUAUGAACUUCGAUUUCUAAAGUGUGAAGUUCUUAAUUUUUUAAUU